GACCUGAGGCAGUUAUUUUUUCUUUAAUGAAUAUAUUUUUACACUUUUACUUCCAUAAUUUAAAUAACGAUACGACUUUAUACUUUUCUACUUUCAAGUGAGUUAAAAAUUUUAAAGCUUUACCAGAGUAUUUUCUACAAGUAAUUGUACUUUCAUUUGAAUAAAGAAUUUAGGCAUUUUUACCCCUUCUGAUGAAAUUCAACAAAAUAAUCUUCAAUAGCCAUUGCUCUUUCAAAUUGUGACAAAUAUGUGAUUGCAUAGAAUCUAGAUUUAACGUUUAGCUAUGCGUCAGCUUUGAUAAUAAAGUUGCAGACGCCAUUAAAUGAAAACCCAAACAAAGUGAUGAACUUUUGCCUCAGACACUGCUGACUAUCAGAGAGACCAGUUCCAGGAAAUCAGAAAGUUAGCUCAAGAGGAAGUACGACAGGAAGUGAAAGCGAUUCAACUAUAGGGAGGAAGACAGGGAAACACCGAUCUGAGCGUAUAAAAGAGGAGUAAACACACUCAUUCAUUCACACAAGCUUCUUGAUCAGUGACCAGAAAAUCAUUAAGAGAACCUUCAGAGCAUCGAGUGUGUUCAAGAGCAAGAGGAAAAUGAAGUCUGCUGCAGUUUUUGUUGUGUUUGCCUGUCUACUUAUUGUUCAUGUACAAGGACAGGCCAGGACCAGUGUAAGGAGGUGUUUGUGUCAGGGUCCUGCAGCUAACGUAGUUCAUCCACAACGUAUUGACAAGAUUGAAAUUCAUCCUGCGAGAGCAUCUUGUGAAAAUGUGGAAAUCAUUGUCACUCUGAAGAAUGGUGCUGGAAAAAAGUGCUUGAAUCCAGAAUCUGAAUUUACUAAGAAAUACAUCACGGCAGGAUUAGAGAAAAGGAGUGCAGUGUAAAGCAUGCACUGUGUCGUUACUGAACAGAAGAGGAAGACGAGAGAACAGAGACAUCUUGCUUAAAAUAUUUUAAGUGUUGUAAAAAGUGUACAUGUGAUAUGUCUAACUGUUUAAUUUAUGAGCAUUACAUCUGCAUAUGGGUCAAUGUAUAUAGUUGUUAAAGAAACAUGCAAGAUCUUUAAAAAAAUAUAUUGUUUCUGUACCAUGACAUACUAAAUUAUAAUAAAAUCAGCACUUAACGGUGCUUAAAAACUUCCAAAAA
Molecule: messenger RNA, 1144 nt
Organism: Ictalurus furcatus (blue catfish)
Lineage: Eukaryota; Metazoa; Chordata; Actinopteri; Siluriformes; Ictaluridae
Product: C-X-C motif chemokine 11-6
Exons: 4
Coding region: 595-882 (95 amino acids)
Biological process (GO): cellular response to lipopolysaccharide; neutrophil chemotaxis; chemokine-mediated signaling pathway
Cellular component (GO): extracellular region
Molecular function (GO): chemokine activity; CXCR chemokine receptor binding
Source: RefSeq, a predicted model, not a curated record